AUGAGAUUGGGUAAGAAGGCAUACACAGUAGUAUUCCCACGCACGGUGAGAAUAAUGUAUGUACAGUACAGUACAGAUCUGCUGACGUUGGCAUACGACACAGCACCCACAAUGGUGUAUGAACGGUCACGGCGAGUCGGAAGGCUGCGGUACAGAAUUUUGGUGCAUGGCGGAAGGAGGAAACGUGAAGACCCCGACCCCAAAUCUACGCCAAGAAGUGAAGUGAGUGUGCCGUGCGGUUCAUCUCAUCACAAAGCUGCGCUGCUUCGCAUCGUCAAUAAUAAUCCGUCAGGAACCGCGUGCGAAAUGCGCUUUGCGGCCGCUGUCGGGCCUUAUGAAGAAGACCUUACACCGCGCGUCGAAUCUCCUCCCCACGAACCCCUUGCAAUACCGAAAGAAUGCGGUCGCUACAUCGGUAGCCGGACAAGAGGUGUCAAGACAGAUGGCGUAUAG
This is a messenger RNA of Pseudocercospora fijiensis CIRAD86, 453 nucleotides long. RefSeq lists its product as uncharacterized. The transcript is spliced from 8 exons. Bases 1 to 453 code for a protein of 150 amino acids. The record is from RefSeq and is a predicted model, not a curated record. Lineage: Eukaryota; Fungi; Ascomycota; Dothideomycetes; Mycosphaerellales; Mycosphaerellaceae.